AUGAAGAUGAAAUCCAUAACCGAUAACGUUGUAAAAUAUAAUGAUGAAUUAUUCAUUAAAUGUAAAUGGGGUGAUUGCAAUCAGUUGUUCCCUAAUUAUACUCGUCUUCAUGUUCAUUUAAUGAGAUGUCAUAUAAAAUAUGCAACGCAUAUUUGUUUAUGGAAUGAUUGUCAAAUGAAUACUCUUCAAGAUCAUCUGCAAUUAUUACGUCAUGCAUUGUUACAUGCAUUUUUUGAAGAUUGUAUAGUUAAUACCAAUAAACUACUUAAAUCUCAUCAUGAAACAUGGAGUUUUGUCUGCUCUGGACCCAGUUAUCAAAAACCAGCUUAUCGUCAACGAUCAACAGACACAUUCUUAUCAAAUCCUGUAAUUUUACAGGAAGGUUUCCGUUGUCAAUGGAAAGAUUGUCAUUACGUUACAGAUGUAGCCGUCUUAUAUGUAGAUCAUGUUUUUCAGCAUGAUUAUUCGGACAAGCAUAGUGAUGAUGAUAAUGACGAUGACGAUAGUGAUGAUGAACGCCAUGACUAUGGUGAUGAUGAACGCCAUGAAGAUAGUUCUCAGUUAAUUUGUUUAUGGCAAUCAUUAGAUAAUGAUAAAAGAAAUAAUUCAACACAGUUGAAUACUUGUAACUUUGUAUGUAAUCGUCGUCCGGUACUUCGUCAUCAUGUGCGUCGUCAUACUGGAUUACCAAAUUACAUUUGUUCUAGCUGUCUGACUUGUUUUACAGAGUUUGCUAAUUUCAAAGAACAUUUUAUAUGGAGUUUACUUGGAGAUCAGCAGAAUGCGAUACGAUAUAAUGAGCCAGGCAAUGAAGAUAACCACUGUCCAAUUGAAUUGAAGAUUAUCGAGGAAUCGAAAUAUUUCCCCAAACAUCUUGUAGGCAUAGCUUUAUUUCGAUGUCCUACAUGUAUUAGAGCAUUUAUAACAAAAGAAUGCUGGUCUACCCAUAAAAAUGGAUGUCCCAAGUCAAAAAACAAAAUGAAGAUUACUGAUACUACUACUUCUACUAGUAAUAAUAAUAAUACUAAUACUACUACAGAUGAAGUAAUAAAUUCAAAACCAUCGAAAAAUAAUGCUGUUAUAAAUCCUCGAAAACGUGUUUCACAACCAUAUUAUAAAACAGUUGUAAAUACUACUGACUAUCUAUACUGUUGUCAAGUCGGUAAUUGUACAUAUAAGUCAAGUAAAUUAACUGGAUAUCGUUGUCAUUAUAGACGUUAUCAUUUAAGUAGUAAUCCUGAUGGUCUAUGGUAUUCAUGUCAUAUAUGCACAGCAUACAAAGCCGCUAGAUAUCAUAACGGUACGAGUGGUCCUUUAGCACCAGAUCUUGAUGAAAUCAUUGGAGACUCAGAUGAAGAAAGCCAAUCGAAUGAGGAGGUACUUACUUCCGCUGAAUUAUUAGAACGUUUAUAUCAAAUAUGGCAAAAUGAAAAGAUUGCACCUGUACUGCUAACUGCACACUCUGACUUAUUAGGUCUUAUUCAAACUGAAGUUAAUCAAUUAGAGUCUGAAGCGAAAUCUUUACCAGCUGGUGAUUUAAAAGCUCAAAUGAAACGAAUUCAAGUUGAACGAAUCCGUUUUAUUAUUGCAGAUUAUAUGCGGGUUCGUAUUAAAAAGAUUGAAAGAUUCGCUGAACAUGUCUUGGCUGAAGAACGAUCACGUAAUCCGAAUGAUCCACCGCAUUUAACUGUAGAAGAAUACCUUUUUGCUAAAUCGUAAGUUGACAUGUUUUAAAAGGAAAAUGAAAGGAGAACAGUUAAUCACAGUGAUUUUUCUUCCUGUUGUUGUUGUUGUUCCUGUAGAUAUGCAAACAGUAUUCGAGAUUAUUUAAAGAAUAAUAUUAUUAAUCGUUUACCGGCUAAUAUGCAAUCUGUUAAAGAUGAAGAAUUAGCAUAUCAUCCAAAUCCAAACAGUUAUGUCUUCUGUCGAUCGCUGAAGAAAAUUGAUUACAUCGAAGCAUUUGAUUAUAAUACUGAUGGUAGUCAAACGUCUGUGUCACUCACGUUGGAACCUGGUGCUCAACAUCUUUUACCAUACAGUUGUAUUCGACCAUAUGUGGAAAGUGGUGAUGUCAUCUUGAUAUGAGUGAAGUUAACUAAAUAAUAAUUAUUAUUGUUGAUUUUUUGAACGGAGUUUAGUGAUCGGUUACUGCAUUUCUACAGAAUUUUGCAUUUAGACAUUAUAUUUUUCUAAAUUUAUAUUCAUAAAAAUCUAUAGAGAGAUUACACUUUCUCUUGUCUGUUAUUACUCACUUUUGUGAGCAGGAUUCUUUGAAAGUGUACAGAUUAAUUUUUUACCAUUCAAAAUACAGAUGGAUAUAAAACUUCGUGAAACUGAUCUUGAUAUUAUAAAGUUUUACUAUUACACUUUUUGAUGGAAGUAUUGGAGUUAGGAAACCACAAUCCUCAUGUGUAAAUUGUUCAUUAUAGUUCAUGAUGGCUAAAAUUUUAUUUCGAUAAAGUUAUCCAGUAAUAUUUAUUAAUGACGUUUCGAGCACAGUUUAUUGCCACUCAUAAUCAUAUCAAGGUACUCACAUAACUCUCUUGCUUCGUUUAUAUUUCAUCACUUGACUUGAUUGGUAGCAGUACUUUCCAUAUUUCCGGUAUGAGUGAUGAGUCAUUCCUAUUGAACAUGUUGGAUGUAGACUCGAUGAACAAGAUUCAGUAAUCAACCUCCUUCUCCACCUUCCUAUAUUACUUCUUAGAAGUUUAACCCUCCACCACCCUAUUGUAUGGUUGUGUGUUAAUGCAUGUGGUGCAAUCUUUGAGCUUUUUUCUUUUCGGGGUAAACCAACCAUUCUUACCUUAGCCAAAUUCUUGUGUUCCGACAAUCUGACCAAUCCUGAUCUACUAGUUUGACCUAUAUAGUUGACUUAACUCAAAGUCAUUGCAAGAUAUUUUGCUUCGUUUCUAUACACUGAUGGAUAUGGAUACUGUGU
Messenger RNA from Trichobilharzia regenti, 2938 nucleotides. The record is from the annotation of a GenBank genome assembly. Lineage: Eukaryota; Metazoa; Platyhelminthes; Trematoda; Strigeidida; Schistosomatidae.